CUUCAACAUCACAAAAGAGCUCCAAUCAGCUGUGACUACUCAUGAUAUAAGGCGUUUCUUUUAAUGCAGCAAACCAAUAGCAAGAAGGUGGGUGGGACGUCUAAAAGGAAAACUUGGGCUGUUGGUACUAGUGCUGGAAUGCUAGAAAACUUGCAUGCCACGUAGUCGGCGUUAUUGCCACUAGCUAACGGGAUUUUGGUGUGCUUAUUUGUUUGUAAUCACCUUAGAAUAAACAUCACUCUGUUCAAGAGGAAAUAUGUUGCAAAUUAUGUUCAGUUUCCUUUUACUGUUCGUCCACUUAAAUGUGGACUGUGCAAAACUUCCGGAACCAGAGGUGAAGAUUGAAGUUAUGUCCAAGCCUUUCCUCUGUCACCGAAAGUCCAAGUAUGGAGACAUUCUUCUGGUGCACUACGAGGGCUUUCUGGAGAGUAACGGCACCAUGUUCCACUCCAGCCGGCAGCAGGGGGAUAAGAACCCGAUGUGGUUCACGUUGGGCAUCCGAGAGGUCAUCCAGGGCUGGGAUAAGGGCUUGCAGAAUAUGUGCGCUGGCGAGAGGAGGAAGCUGACCAUCCCACCCGCUCUCGCCUACGGCAAGGAGGGCAAAGGUAAGAUCCCACCAGAGAGCACACUGAUCUUCGACAUUGAGGUGAUGGAAAUCCGCAACGGACCGCGCUCCCACGAGUCCUUCCAGGAGAUGGACCUCAACGACGACUGGAGGCUCUCCAGGCAGGAGGUGAAGGAGUACCUGAGGAAGGAGUUUGAGAGACACGGUUAUGCCGCCAAUGACACACACCACGAGGUGAUGGUGGAGGACAUAUUCAAGAAGGAGGACGAGGAUGAGGAUGGGUUCAUCUCCGCUCGAGAGUUCACCUACAAACACGACGAACUGUAGCCACCUUCACACACCCUCUCUAGUCAUGUUUGCAUUUAAAGGAACACACCAAUUUUUUGGCAAAUUAGCAUAUUUUGAUGUCUAAACCAGAGUUAGAUGGUGUCAGACUGGGUGAUUUUGAUGUCUAAACCAGAGUGAGACGGUGUCAGACUGGGUGAUUUUGAUGUCUAAACCAGAGUUAGACGGUGUCAGACUGGGUGAUUUUGCAGGCACAGAGAAGAGAGGUAUCUAUCCUCUUAUCUAACUCUCGGGAAGAUUUCGAAUAAGCUUAUUUCUCAGAAAGGUGGCUUGUUUCUUUAAGGACACUUCAACAUGCCGCCAUUAACAUUUCAGUGGAGUGCAGUGGUGUCUUCAGUCCGUGGACAUGAUUUUAGAUUCCCAAAAUAUAUAGGCAAGAAGGAGAAGAGAAGGGUAGGUGUUCAGAGUGUGUUGGGAGUGGAGAGUGAGUGUGUGGAUGUGUAGUGAGUGGAGCGUGAGUGUUGGGUGUCCCUGGGUUGUGCUUGUCAGGAUGUAUCAUGUGUGUGUGCUUAACUCACCACCAGACAGAUAGCAGCUGUCUAAUAACAUGGCCAUGAUCUCCACCUGUCUAUGAAGGUGUGGUCUUCUGUCACUGAAACAGCAGCAUCAAUUGCAACAACAAUACUCAGGAACAGUGGCCAGCAGCAUGGCUCAGGAACUGGCCCUGUGUAGCGUCAGCUUCAGAAGGCCAGACGUCCUGAAGGCCCUCCUUCUACCAGUGCACUCAGCCUCUGGAGAGCUGAAAUUCCUCUCAUCACCAGUAGAGGGAGUGUUGUCUUUGCUACUGCUCAGGCAUCCUCUGAACUUUAUGCCCCAGGAGAGAAUCACCUGUCCCAACCCUCACCUGUCCCUCCUCUCCACCCCCUGCCUUUGUGCCUGUAUUUGUAUGUAUUUAUUUUGUUACCUUUGUCUGUAUUUUUCUCAGUUUUUUUCUCAGUUCUGACUGGCUAUAUCACUGUGAGUUUGGCUUUAAUGAGAUUGAAAUGAAACCAGUGGAAAUGA
Messenger RNA from Alosa sapidissima (American shad), 1912 nucleotides. It is a transcript of the gene fkbp14, whose product is annotated as FKBP prolyl isomerase 14. The coding region runs from base 257 to 892 and encodes 211 amino acids. The record is from RefSeq and is a predicted model, not a curated record. The transcript has 4 exons. Gene Ontology annotation, molecular function: peptidyl-prolyl cis-trans isomerase activity; calcium ion binding. Lineage: Eukaryota; Metazoa; Chordata; Actinopteri; Clupeiformes; Clupeidae.